AGGCCUUAAAGCUCUAAAUGCCAUUCCAUAAGUAGACCAUAAACCAACAUUAUAAAAUCCAAGAAGAUAAACUAAACCCCCCACCACCACCACCAACAACAACAACACAAAUUUCCUCAUCAAUAUCCAAACAAUAACUUCAACCAACAAAUGGCGGGAAGCGGCAACGAUGGCAAGGCAAAGGCGGUGAUCCCAACAAUCGACCUGCUAGACUUCCCGGCGCAGUCGAAAAAACUGGUGGAGGCGUGCGAGGAGUGGGGGUGUUUCAGGGUCGUGAAUCACGACCACAUCUUGCCCGCGUCGCUCAUGGAGGAGAUGAAAGAAAUGACCAAGUCUCUCUUCGAUCUCCCAAAGGAGAUCAAGAAGAGAAACAAGGACAAUGUCCUUGUGGGGAGUGGGUACGUGGCCCCAACGUUUUGGCGCCCGCUCUAUGAAGCGCUUGGGCUCUAUGAUAUGACCUCUCCUCAUGAUGUUGAGCGCUUUUUUAAUGACUUGGAUCUCUCACCACACCAAAGAGAGAUAAUAGUGAAGUAUGGCAAAGGUGUGGAAGGAGUGAUGAGGGAGGUGAUGAAGCAACUAUGUGAAGCCGUGGGCGUGAAAAGGGAACAACAUGUUGAUGAGUGGUGUUGGCAAUUGAGACUGAACAAGUACCAUUUUACCCCCGAGGGCGUAGGCUCCCCGGGAGUGCCGAUACACACAGACGCCGGAUUCCUCACCCUCCUCCAAGACGAUGAAAGCGUUGGGGGGCUCGAGGUCAUCUCUAGAUCCGGCGAAGUCGUGGUUGUUGACCCCGUGCCCGGUUGCCUCCUCCUUAAUCUCGGUGAUGUGGCUGUUCUUUGGAGCAAUGGGAGAUUUUGCAACACGAGGCAUAGCGUGAUGUGCAGACAAGGGAGCGUUCGGUACUCAAUAGUGUCCUUCUUUCUGGGUCCAAAAGAGGGCGUGGCGGUGGAGCCGCAGCCGGAGUUUGUGGACCCCACUCACCCGCCGAUGUAUCUUCCGGCCACCUACUUCCAACUCCGCAAGUUCCGGAUGGAAAACAACAUGCACGACGGCGAGGUUCUUGAACUUGUGCGCGCUCCUGCUCCGGCGGCCACCCCUGCUGAACCUGAAAAAUAAUUGUACUCUCCCGCGUCCGGCCGCGACGGAGUCGGUCCUCAUGUGAUGUCAUAUGUUUAAGUUUAUUUUGGUUUUUAAUAAGCUUUGCUUCAUAAG
Cuscuta campestris is the source of this 1212-nucleotide messenger RNA. The record is from the annotation of a GenBank genome assembly. NCBI's taxonomy places the organism in Eukaryota, Viridiplantae, Streptophyta, Magnoliopsida, Solanales, Convolvulaceae.